AUGUUCCACGCUCUCAUUCGAACUCAUCACAUUACCUCGCGCAAAAAGGUUGCCAGUCUCAAGACCGCAGCAAAGACUCACCAAUGCUUCGCGCUUUUGCGAUCAGGAGGCGUGCCGGGGGUGAUGUACGUCCAGGGUCGUGAACGGACAGCCGUGCAGAAAUGGGUCGACACGGUCCACGACUUACGGUACAAAGAUUAUCAGCUGGUCGCACCGGUGAAGGCUCUAGCUGAGUGUCAGGACAAGCCGCCCCAGAUAACGGACGACGAUAGUCCCGCAGGAACCUUGGUCGAAGUCGAUUCGGUCAAGGAAAUGGCAGCACAGAUGGAAGUAAGAGGGUUACUGAGUUGGUGGCGUGUUGCAAUGGGCUUUGCCCGUGAAUGA
This is a messenger RNA of Exophiala oligosperma, 384 nucleotides long. RefSeq lists its product as uncharacterized. The coding region runs from base 1 to 384 and encodes 127 amino acids. The record is from RefSeq and is a predicted model, not a curated record. NCBI's taxonomy places the organism in Eukaryota, Fungi, Ascomycota, Eurotiomycetes, Chaetothyriales, Herpotrichiellaceae. The transcript has a single exon.